UACACGUUGCCAACGGCAGCACCAAAGCCAUGUACAUCAACAACACGGAUGCGUUAAAGAUAUGGUUGACGGCGGUUCUGGAACCGCUGUGCGAUGCCGAUCCGGCCGCCCUGGCCCGGUACGUGCUCGCCCUGCUGAAGAAGGACAAACCGGAGAAGGAUCUGAUCGUAUCGAUGAAGGAACAGUUGGACGUGUUCCUGUCCGAGGAAACGCAACCCUUUCUCGAGCGGCUGUUCAAGGUGAUCAAGAGCGAGGAGUAUCUGAAGUGUGCGCCUGCUCCGGCACCGACCGGACCUAGCAAUGGUGCAGCGUCGGCCGUAGCUUCCUCGACCACCAGUGGUAGUGCCAGCGCCCAGCCAGCUACGGCACCAGUGACGCCCGCCGUAUCGCUACCGGCUCCAUCCGCUUCCUCAUCGUCCACCGCGAACCAUCACCAUGCCGAAGAGGUGAGCAGCAGCUCGCGCAUGAGGAUAAAACGCGAAUUUACGCCACCCCUGCAGCAGGAAUCUAGCGCCCGAUCCAGCAAAGACUCACAGUCCAGUAGUGCUGCCGGUUCGAUCUACUACCCCGGAUCGUCAGCGGGUGGCAGUAGUGCAUCAUCGGUUGUGGCCGGUGGUGUAUCGGUGAGCGGCGGAUCUUCCGUAUCGGAACGAUCCUCCAACUCAUCAUCACACCAUCACCAUCAUCACAGCGAACAGCGCUCGGAGAAGACCUCUUCCGGUGGUACGCAUAAUUCCUCGUCCUCGGUCAGCAGCAGUAGUAGCGGUGUGGUGGGUGGUCCGGGUGCAGGAACUGUGGCGAGCGCCAGCAACCAAAAGACGUCCACCUCCACCCAUCAUCAGCAUUCGCCAAUCAAAGGUUCCAGCGGCAAGGAUGAUCAUAGCAAUAGCAGCAGCACGCGCCGCAGCCGCCGUAUGCAGAAUCGUUCUCGCAGCCGUUCCCGGUCCCGGUCACGGUCGUACGAACGUACGCGUGAUACCCGUCGAUCCCGCUCCCGCGAACUUCAGCAACGUACGCGCGGUGGAGGUACCGGUGGUGGUGGUAGUGGUGGAAACAGUGGUACGGGCGGUGGUGGCGGAAGUGGGAUUGAUUCCAAGUCUGGUGGACGUGGAUCGUAUCGCAACAAGUCACCGUUACGUAGCAACGAUUCGUUCCGGCGCUACGAUCGCAAGGGAUACAACAAUGAUCGACGCAACAAUGGUCCCAACAAUGCUGGCGGUACGACGGGGCCUGCUACCACCGGCACUACUGUUUCAAAUUCCGGUGGUAAUGGCAUUGGAAGUACCCGUUCCCAGCGGAUUCGUUCGCAUUCCCGCAGCCGUUCACCGUCACCAAACUCGGAUCGGAGGAAGAUUGCCCGCUCAAUGACACCGGUCCGAUCGGGAGUGACCGCUGCAUCAGCAGCAGCAGUGCCAGGUGAUGGCGCAAUAGUAAAUCCUGUCACGACGCUGGUUCCUCCAGUAACGGGUGGUGUUCCACUUAUUCCGGUCGGUGGUGCAACGGUAGCUCCAACGAUUACUCCCGUACCUCCACCAUCGGUUGGAUCGCUCGAUCGUGCCCUGAAUGCGACGGGCGGUGAAGGUGGAGCUGCAUCGGCCGUUCCCGGAUCUUCCAAGCGGCAGCGUUGCCGUGAUUUCGACGAAAAAGGUUACUGUAUGCGCGGUGAAACAUGCCCCUGGGAUCAUGGUGUCGAUCCGGUCGUACUGGAUGGGCUCAGUGAUCCGGCGAUGAUCGCACAAAUGCGCGGUACGAUUGUGCCCGAGUACAGUCCCGAUGCACCGGAGCUGUGGAACAAACCGUCCGGGAUACCGGGCGGGCCCAUUGGUGGUGUGCCGGCUAUCCGACCGGCACAACGUGUCGGUGGUGGCAUCGGUGGAUUUCUACCACGCGGAGGACCAGUCGGUAUGGGUUUGACGUUCCGCGGUGUUUCUCCAGUGUUUCCAAUGCAAGGCUUUGCCGGUGCUCCGAUCGGUGCUACUCCACUACAACGUGAGCUGAUAUCCGUGCCGGUUGUGGAUGCGAAUAAGGGUGGCGAUGUAUCUGCGGAUCAUCGUGGAAACCGGUUCGAGCCAGAAGAUGCCGUUGCCAUUGCUGACGGACCGAUGGUGGUGAUGGGUGGUGGUGGCGGUGGUAAGCGUAAGAUGCCCAUGAACAAUAGACAUGGACCACGUGCGAUGGGUGGUGGGCAUGGCGGUGUUGGUGGACCCGGCGGACCUGGCUCGAUGAUGAUGAACCCGCAGCACAACUGUUCGCUUGAGCUGCGCAAAAUCCCACGCGGAUUGAAUGAGAUUUCGCACCUGAAUGAUCAUUUUUCAAAGUUUGGUAAAAUCACGAACAUACAGAUCCGGUACGAUAAUGAUCCGGAGGCGGCCAUUGUUACGUUUACGACGCACGCGGAAGCUAAUGUGGCGUACCGGAGUACUGAGGCGGUGCUGAACAAUCGCUUUAUUAAGGUGUUUUGGCACAUACCAACUGCCGGUGGUGAGCAGCCCGCCAUUACAGCACCGGCCAAAACGGAACAUUCGCUGCGAAGAUCGUACCCGAAUCAGUACAGCAUUAACAACAAUCUAAGCUCGGCGGGUGCAACAGGUACGACGCAAACUGGUCCAACCGUUGCAGGUGGCAAAACGCUUCAGCAAACGAAAGACGAUGGGAAUGGUAGUCAGGUGGUGAUGGUGGUAGCGAACGGAAACGAGAAUCUUGCACCGCAACAGCAGCAAGUGGCUGGACCGGGUCCGAAAGGUAACAAUGCUAACAAAUACAUCAGUACGGGUGCACCGGGGGUAGUUGGUGUUCCGGGUGGUAAGACGGCUGCCCGGGCACAGAAUGAGCUGCGCAAGAAGCAAGAACAGGUGAAAAAAGUCAUCAACGAGCGCAAAUACCUUCUCCUGAACGGUUAUCUUAAGGAGCAGCGGAAAUUGCUCGAACUGAUCGUAACGUACGAAGCGAACGAUCCUCGUCGGCCAAAGUUAAAGGAAUCGCUCGAUGAGUUGCAGUCCAAAAUAAACAAUCUGAAGAAAGAGAUCGAGCAGGAUCAGCAACUCCUGAAGGCGAACACGGUCAUCCGAGGUCCGAACGCUCCAAAGCACAAGACGAAAGCUCAGCACGAACGGGAACAGCUCGAUGCGGAGCUGGAACAGAUUGCUCAGGAACAGCGAACGUUCCGUGCACCGGAUGGAGCACCGAUUGGAGGACCACCAACCCAAUCGGUAAAACCUUACGGUACGCGUAAGGCUGGUGCAGUCGUACGGGUAGCACCACCCGGUACGACCAGUGUCGAUCGACGGCCAACCACCAUCUUGAUAACUGGCUUUUUGGAAGAAGAAGCAGAAUCCCUUCUCGAACAUUUCAAACAAUUCGGUGAAGUGACGAAACAUCAGCUCGACAAAACCGAGCCUUCACUGCAGAUCAGCUUCAGUACACGCCCAGUGGCGGAGAAAGCACUGGCACGUGGUAAGCAGUUUAACAAAAAGAUGCUUUCGAUUGUUUGGCAGCAGCAGACGACGGCAGCGAUUGCGCCGGCAGCACCAACCGGUGCGAAUCCGGUGCCAGCAGGGGCAACACCGGCAGAAGUUGGUAAAGAUGGCGGCGACCAUGCGCUGAUACAUUCGAGUAGCGGUCGGGAUGAUGGACUAACGUCGAGGAAGCUGCUGGAAGAGGAAGAGGAGGAAGACCUUGAUGAAUCGAGUGUGGAUCGGAUGGUGCGCACGAGGGGCGGUGGUAGUGGUGGUGCCGACAUCAAUUCAUCCUCGCUGGAAACGCUAACCGAGACGGACGAGCUGAUCGACAUGCCGCUCAUGGUGGAGGAGGAGGAAGACGAUGACGACAUGGAAGGGGAACGAUCGUGGCGUCGUUAG
Molecule: messenger RNA, 3857 nt
Organism: Anopheles maculipalpis
Lineage: Eukaryota; Metazoa; Arthropoda; Insecta; Diptera; Culicidae
Gene: swm
Product: zinc finger protein swm
Exons: 2
Coding region: 30-3857 (1275 amino acids)
Biological process (GO): mRNA processing
Cellular component (GO): nucleus
Molecular function (GO): metal ion binding; RNA binding
Source: RefSeq, a predicted model, not a curated record